Molecule: messenger RNA, 7693 nt
Organism: Coregonus sp. 'balchen'
Lineage: Eukaryota; Metazoa; Chordata; Actinopteri; Salmoniformes; Salmonidae
Source: the annotation of a GenBank genome assembly
AUGGCGUCUAUUCGGACUACUUUAAACAAUGGAGCUGAACAUUUCAACAAACUUCACACCCCAGGACCAGGUAUGUGAUUUACUGUCUGUACAACACAAUACAGCUAUAUCUGUAUCUUAUCAUUUAUGCACUAAUUGAUAACUCUAUCCCUUUUAGAACACCAUGGCCUGUAUAAUCAAGGGGCAACAUGUUAUUUGAACAGUGUGCUGCAGGUCCUCUUCAUGACUAAGGAAUUCAGAGAGGCUGUAGAAAGGUUUUAAUUCUUACUUUAUGUUCGAAGGAUACUGUAUCUCCAUGAAAGUGUUAGAAAUAUAUUGAGUCAUACCAGAGCCAUGUAUCUAACUAAAUACAUGUCUCUGAGUCAUACUAUCUAAACAUGAUCAUUACACAGUACAUUGAGAUUAAUACUAAACAUCUCAUAUACUGUAUAUCUUAACAAAAGCAGUCUUUAUUUUUAUGUUUUACAGUAAUAGGCCUAUUCAAGAAGAAGACACUGUUGAUCUUCAGCUGAAAAAGUUGUUUACAACUUUACAUGAAAUUAAAACUAACACAAAGGGCAUCUCAUCAAUACUGGGCAUUGAUGAUGGUGAGUUGAGCAAUCAGAGCUGAUAAAGAAUGCAUUAAAAAAUUCAGCAACUUUAUUAGAUGUGCAGCUUGUGAUGUAAUGUAGUAUAUAGUGUUUGUAGUUAUUUGCAGUAGAAGACCCUUCAUUUGCCCUCCUCCCCCCCAGUAUACGAGCAACGUGAUGCGGCCGAGUAUUUUGAGAAGAUUUUAAGCAUGGUCAAUCCUGAAGUGUCAAAGGUAGGCUACUGCAUUGCUUACCUCAUAUUGGAAAAAACCUGUUAACUAACCAUGCAAUGUUUAUAAGUUAUGAUAUGACAACACUGACAAAAGUUUGUCUCCAGAUCUUCAAAGGACAAUUGAGGCACAUCACUACCUGUUUAGGAAAACAUGGACAUGUGACGAGUGAUGAUUUUGGUCCAUUUUGGACACUGCCCCUCUCAAUAGCAGAUCCCUCUGACUCUUACAAAACCUACAGUGUGGUAGGAAAAAUAUCAGCAAAAACAUUGUUUUAUGAUGGCAAAUAUCAUAUGAUCAUGUAUGUAGACAGGGCUAACCAACACUUUAAAUGCCAUAGCCUACAUUAUUGGUAUUCAAUAUUAGCAUAAUCGUCCAGUGGGAAUGUAUUAUGUCGUAAUUUGGCAUGUACAGUGCAUUAGGAAAGUAUUCAGACCCCUUGCCUUUUUCCACAUUUUGCUUACGUUACAGCCUUAUUCUAAAAUUGAUUAAAUUGUUUUUUCCCCCUCAUCAAUUUAAACACAAUACCCCAUAACGACAAAGCAAAAACAGGUUUUUAUAAAUUCUUGCAAAUGUAUUUAAAAAAACAAAAAACAGAAAUAUUACAUUUACAUAAGUAUUCAGACCCUUUACUCAGUACUUUGUUGAAGCACCUUUGGCAGCGAUUACAGCCCCGAGUCUUCUUGGGUAUGACGCUACAAGCUUGGCACACUUGUAUAUGGGGAGUUUCUCCCAUUCUUCUCUGCAGAUCCUCUCAAGCUCUGUCAGGUUGGAUGGGGAGCGUCGCUGCACAGCUAUUUUCAGGUCUCUCCAAAGAUGUUCAAUCGGGUUAAAGUCUGGGCUCUGGCUGGGCCACUCAAGGAUAUUCAGAGUCAUUCAAGCCACUCCUGCGUUGUCUUGGCUGUGUGCUUAAGGUCGUUGUCCUGUUGGAAGGUGAACCUUCGCCCCAGUCUGAGGUCCUGAGCGCUCUGGAGCAGGUUUUCAUCAAGGAUCUCUACUUUGCUCUGUUCAUCUUUCCCUCGAUCCUGACUAGUCUCCCAGUCCCUGUCACUGAAAAACUUCCCAUAGCAUGAUGCUGCCACCACCAUGCUUCAUGGUAGGGAUGGUGCCAGGUUUCUUCCAGAGGUGAUGCUUGGCAUUCAGGCAAAAGAGUUCGAUCUUGGUUUCAUCAGACCAGAGAAUCUUGUUUCUUUUGGAAAACUCCAAGCAGGCUGUCAUGUGCAUUUUACUGAGGAGUGGCUUCCGUCUGGCCACUCUACCAUAAAGGCCUGAUUGGUGGAGUGUUGCAGAGAUGGUUGUCCUUCUGGAAGGUUCUCCCAUCUCCAGAGGAACUCUGGAGCUCUGUCAGAGUGACCAUCGGAUUCUUGGUCACCUCCCUGACCAAGGCCAUUCUCCCCCCUGAUUGCUCAGUUGGGCCGGGCGGCCAGCUCUAGGAAGAGUCUUGGUGGCUCCAAACUUCUUCCAUUUAAAAAUGGAUGCCACUGUGUUCUUGGGGACCUUCAAGUGCUGCAGACAUUAUUUGGUACCAUUCCCCAGAUCUGUGCCUCGACACAAUCCUGUCUUGGAGCUCUACGGCGAAUUCCUUCCUUGGCUUGGUUUUUGCUCUGACAUGCAUUGUCAACUGUGGGACCUUAUAUAGACAGGUGUGUGCCUUUCCAAAUAUUGUCCAAUCAAUUGAAAAGGUGGACUCCAAUUAAGUUGUCGAAACAUCUCAAGGAUGAUCAAUGGAAACAGGAUGCACCUGAGCUCAAUUUCGAGUUUCAUAGCAAAGGGUCUGACUACUUAUGUAAAUACGUUUUUUUUUUUGUUGAUAUUUAAUACAUUUGCAAAAACCUGUUUUCGCUUUGUUGUUAAGGGAUAUUGUGUGUAGAUUGAUGAGGGUAAAAAAAUAUUUUCUAUCCAUUUUAGAAUAAGGCUGUAACGUAACAGAAUGUGGAAAAAGUGAAGGGGUCUGAAUUUUUUCAGAAUGCACUUUAUGUAGGCCUACACUACUAUUGGUCUAAGUUAUCAAGGUCUUGUAGUUAAUAUUAUAAGUUGAUAUAAUAUGACAAUAAAAACAAAUUCAGGCAACUAUAUCAGUAUGUUGGAGAAACAAUUUUGUGUUCUCAGAAAGAUGGCUUUAAGGAGUUAUUCAAGUCUUCAACUGUCAGCGGGGAAAACCAGAUCUACUGUGAUGAAUGUGAAAAGAAAGCAGAUGCAACCAUUGUGAGUAGUCAUAUUUAGAAUUCUCAUUUACUAUACCAAAUUAAAGUGUUAUAGAUCUGUCAUUGUCAUUGAAAGCAUGUCUAAGAAGCGGUAGUUCUGUUAUAUGUGCACUAUUACUAUGCUUCCCGUUCUUUUAAGUUGAGUUUUUGCGUCUUUUACUUUCAGUUUUGUACACCAGCUGAAAAUGCAAUAGUUUUGGUUAUGGAAAAGAUACAGUAUUCACAGCGGUUUAGAUGGUACAAUGAUCAUCAACACUAUACGUGCUUGUUUUGUCACAUAAACUGAAAUUAGGCGAACUAUUAGAAUUUUAGCAACCAGGAAAUGGCGAAGCAAUUUCUGCUUAGUGCAGCUUUAAUUAUUGUACCAAAAGUCUCUCAAAAAUGGAUAUCAAGCUUUUCACUGUAGAAGGUAUUGUAUUACAAUGCUUCCCUCUGUCACAUAUAGGAAUGCAAGAUAGAACAUCACCCAGAAAAUCUUACUCUGCUCCUCAAGCGGUUUGAAUUUGACUACUACAGCAUGUCAUAUGUCAAAAUCAACUGUUGCGUGGAUGUGCCUCACACACUACAGACAGAGGUAGACUACUUACAAAACCUUUAUUAAACAGGUUCUGUUCUCAUACAAGUCUACAAUGUAGCUAGACUAAAUUAAAACCGAUAAUUCUGUCGUACUGUAUAUCGACUUCACUUGAUUGCCCAUCAGAAAAAUAAAAUAUGUAGUUCAAGUGAUGAAUAUUUUGUCAGCUGUAAUUCAAUUCAUGGCAUGUCUUUUGAUUUAUCUGAACAGAAAUGUGAAUAUGAACUUUAUGCGAUUGUGGACCAUUUCGGAAGUCUUAGAGGUGGACACUACACUGCUAAGAUAAAGUCAUUUGACGAUGAUAACUGGUAUGAGUUCAAUGACUCCUACGUCACAAAGGUAUGCAAGAUUAUUAUUUUUUUUUUGAAUUGAAUAUCAUCAUUAUUCUAAUAUCAUAAAUUGUAUUUGCCAUUUUAUUUGGGUCUGUGAGUGAACUAGUGGCAACCCGUCAUUCAGGGCAGGUGGGGCAGAACAAAAUAUAAUUAUGUUAUUUUGCCAUUAAUACGUGUCACCGUUUGCAAACAAUGUAAAAAAAGAAAACAAUUGAGUUCAUAAAGCUGCAUACAAACAUGGUCUCUUUUGUUGCUUUCUUGAGGAAGUCAGCUCCAAAAUGCAGGUGUUUCAGACUAGCUCAGUGCUUUCUGUGGUGGUGGGGGAGCCAGCGGAAAAUACGGAGCGUAGGGGUUGGUAAUGUUCUCUAGUUGGUAAUGUUCUCUAGUUGCGCCGUGAUUGGCUCAGUGUUCUGUCACUCAUGGGGACACUACGUCACUGCUAAAUCUACAGGGAGAGAUCGAAAAUAAAAGCCCCUUUGGUGCUGCCAUAUAGUUACAUUAGAAGUGCCCAUCCAAGAAGGCUCAAGGUCAUUGGCCACAGAUAAAAUGACGUCAAAUCACGUUUUAUCUACCAUCGCUUUGAUUGGACUGAUAAUGUGAACAUCAUACUUUCAAAAUCUUAGCUUGCAAGCUAGUCAAGCAGUCAUCAUCAUGAAUCAAGUUGACUAUCUACUGGCAAAUCCUUUUCAACCCUUGUCACAUUAAGAGAAAUUAGAGAAAAUAUAUCAGUGCUCAUCGGCCAUUGGACAUAAACAUUACACAACAAGUCUGAAAUCGCAAAUUCAACAAUGAGUGGUUUGGAAGGAAGCAGUGGCUAACUGCAAGCAUCUCAAAGCAAUCAGUAUUUUGCUUCCCCUCCCUGCUAUUCAGUGGAGGGUGUGUGGUCUGGGUUUAAGGAUUUAAAACAUCUGUCUGAAAGGGUCUCAAAACAUGAGAAUUGUGAGUCACAUAUAGACAAUGCUGUAAAACUGGGGAAAUCAAACGUUGUGGCUCAGCAUAUAGAUGAGCUAUCGACCUUCGAUCUUCACAACCAAUAAAUGGAGGAGAAUAUGGACCUGCUUGCCAGAAUUGUAGCAUGCAUUAAAUUGUGUGGCAAUUGUGAGACAGCACUGCAGGGCCUGUUUGUACAACUGUUCUGACUUGGUAGUGCACAUGUAGCCUAUAGCCAGUUUUAGAGAAAUGUCAUAAUCGAAUAUUGUAACAGCUUUCAUUGUCUGCUUACGUGCCCCCAUUGUUAGAGCUUUCAUUGUCCUGCUUAUGUGUCCCUUGUUAAUUUAGCCUACUGUUCGGACUUGGUGUGCAGGGAGAAUACUGUAAGAAUGGCCCAUGUUCUGAAUUCUGUCGCUGUCCAUUUCAAAAGGGCUGAAAGAAUAGGCAUAUAGCUUACUGUUCUGACUUGGUAGUUCACCUGUAGCCUAUAGCCUGUUUUAGCUAAAUGUAAUCAUUGAAUAUUGUAAGAGUGUUAAUUGUCUGCUUGUGUGCCCGUUAUUUAUCCUACGGUUCUGACUUGGUGUACAGGGACAAUACUUUAAGAACGGCCCAUGUUCUGAAUUAUGUCGUAAUCCAUUUUAAAAGUCCUGAACGAAUAGGCGGCAUAUAGGCUACAUCCGUCUCAGCUCGCUCAUGUCUUCAUCGAAAUUACGGCUUGCCUCUUAACCGCUUAUCGUCAUAUAUGCCAUAGUUUGUACAGCUGCAUUGUUAUAUUGCCUAUAUUAGGUCUAUCUCAUUAGUAUCUUAUUCAUAAUUUUAGGCAAUGUUAGAAUUUUGUAUUUCAUUGUUUUGCUUACUUUGUGUUAUAAUUAGCUCAUGUGCUUUUCUCUACGAGGAGGGGCUACUAUAAUAUAAUGUUGUUGGGUAUGUACAUUAUAUUAUAGUAUCCCCUCCUCGUAACCAUGUUUGCCGGUCUCUUCCCAUUCAAAUAUUUUUGUUCAACAACAAGUUCAGUAAUAGACCCAUGUAAUUCCAGUUCAUAUUGCGAGGGUUGUUUUGUUUUGCGCAAUGCGCUGUCAGUGCGUCUGUAUAUUGUCUAUAAAAGUGCAUCCUCGUGAUUGUAUUGUGCUUUCUUUUAACCACACAGCCUACCAUUUGAAGUAUUUUAUUAGGCCUAACUGCUGAGUCUGGGUCUUUCUCUCUCUGUGGUGCCUUAAAGAAGAGUAAAGUUAAGGCCUCAACAUCUUGCUGAAUUUAUCUGGACUAACAUUUAUCUGAAUUUCUGUCGCUGUCCAUUUCGAAAUGUAUGAACGAAUAGGCCUACCUCAUCCUAGCUCGUUUGCUUGCCCUUGCUUAUACUUAGAGAUAAGUGUUAAUUAUAUAAGAACACACAUUAUGAAUUUACUGAACAUAAAUGUAAUAAUGUUUUGUAUGGUUUAAAAGUCAAAAGAGUAUGCGGUUCUUAUCCAGUUACACAAAUCCACAAGGAGUCCGUAGAAACCAUAUUUAUUUAAGCAAGUCAGCCAUAAGCGUUUGUCACCAUUAGAGUGCAUUUAAUGUUUUGUUUAGAGUUGUGUAGUGGCUUCACUGGCAUGCAUCCACCAAGAUUGACAUGCUAAAAUCGCCACUGGAGUGAACCAGACAAGGGUUAUCACUUCAAGAACAGAUAUGGAGGUUAUAGUUAAUUUUUGAAUAUAUUUGGUGGGGAAUCACCACAAUUACCAUGCUACUCCGUCAGAAUCUUAUCUAAGGCCAUUGGCAAUGUAUUCUAUUAAUUUAAUUUUGACGCAUUGCUGCUCCUUCCCUUACAGCUCCAACCAGCUCCACUGAUUGAAAGGUACGUUUUUUUUGUUUCCAGUUAUGUAUCCGAAGUUUAUCGCCAAAUUUAUAAACCAGAACAUUAACAGGCGUUCCAAUUAGUAAAUAAAUAUGUAAGUUAACAAAUUCUUCUCUCUCUAGUUCUUGGAGCGCUUAUCUACUCGUGUACAGGAAAUGUAAGUUAAUUUAUGAACUGUGCUCUUAUCAAUUGCCUUAACUGUAUCACUGAUGUCUUUCAUUUUCCUUCCCUCCCAAAGCACAUGCAGAUCGUGAGAACCAUGGAACCAACCACGUUCACGGUUCACUCAGAGAGGAUGGGGUUACAGAGGCUGGAGAGUAUGUUCAAAUAAAGACAAGUGGAGAUGAUGAUCACAGUGUUGAUGGAAAUAAAGGACAGGGACAACAUGUUGCAGUCAGAAGAAAGGAACAUUUAGGAAAGGCAGAUACAGGAAGAAAUUAUGAUGAUUUGAUAGAGAGAAGAAAAGAGGAUGCUGUACACAGGAGAGAGGAUGUGGAUGAAACAAGACGAUAUGAUGUGGUUUUGAUAACAGAGAAACAGCAGACUCCAGAGAUAUGUCGGAAAUUAGGCAAACUCCGUGUGUUUUAUCAUGACUAUAUUUUGCCCAUCAGGUAUUCAUCAUCGAUAGAAGAGGAUAAUGUUGUGGAGAAAAUGGAACAGAAUGAUGUAGUGAGAAGGGUAGAUAAGGACAGAGAGGGUGUCGUAGUAAAGGGAGAAACGCAUCUUGGUGAGACAAAGACAAGUCUGACCAAGUACGGAGAGCCUUCCAGCUCUACAAACAGGUGCGAGACCAUCCCAUCACAUCCUUCUUACAUCCCUCAAGAGUUCAAUGAAAUCAGAAGGAAGGCGAUGCAAAGAAGAAAGGACGAAAAGACUGGCAAGUACAGCCAGGUCCUUGCUAACGGUCUGGACAACAAGCUGAGAGAGGUUCUUGAGAGGCAGAAGAGGAACAGGGCUCACUGUGGUUUCAGGCGCUUCUGGGGUGUGCGUGUCAAGCACACCAAGGUCGCAGGGUUG